Trichoderma aggressivum f. europaeum is the source of this 1872-nucleotide messenger RNA. RefSeq lists its product as uncharacterized. Gene Ontology annotation, molecular function: hydrolase activity, hydrolyzing O-glycosyl compounds. The coding region runs from base 1 to 1872 and encodes 623 amino acids. The transcript has a single exon. The record is from RefSeq and is a predicted model, not a curated record. Gene Ontology annotation, biological process: carbohydrate metabolic process. Lineage: Eukaryota; Fungi; Ascomycota; Sordariomycetes; Hypocreales; Hypocreaceae.
AUGGCGCCAACUGUUGUAUAUCUCGUCUCCCUCGCAGGGAUUUUCCUGCUUCGCCCUGUGGCCGCGCAGACUCAAUGUGGUGGCAAUCUUUACACUCCUGGAACUCUCAACUUCACGACUGAGUGUUACAAUGCGUUCAUGGACUGUGCCGCCCGUUUCGAGGCCAAUGCAAGCUUGGUCAACUGUGACGACGGCAAGGGAAAUCUGUUCAUGCAACAACAGGCCAACCUAGGAGGCUCUCCGGGAAGUCAAAACAACGAUGCCGUCAUCGCCUUCCAAGAUAUCCGCGACCUCUGCCUCCUCAGCGGUUCCACGACUGCAACUUGGGGCUACAGCGACAAUCAAUGGUACUGGGCAGCUGCUGAGGAUGCGUGCUACACCAACGACCCAAGCAGAACGGAUGUUGUCCAGACUCACCCGGCACCAUUCUGCAUCCAGAAUCGCGAUUCUGGACUGCCUGAAUGUUAUCCGCAGCCAGAUGCCACUCCCGGUGGCCCUCUGAAAGUUCUCAAGACUGCCAAGACGCGAAAUGGAUUCAAGUCCUCUGCCCGAGGCUGGAAUACCUACGGCGUUCAGGCUUUGCAGAACGGUUCCCAAGUUGUGCCAUCCUUCGCUGGACAAUCCGGCCUUUACUACACCCAAAAGUUCGUCGAGACUCAGUGUGGCGUGCUUGCCCGACCCGAAUUUAAAGCCGCUGGCUACGAUCUCUGCAGUCUUGAUUCUGGUUGGCAAGCGUUCAACGCUGUUGAUGAGCACGGCCGUAUUAUCUAUAACACCACGCGUUUUAACCUCCCCCAGCUGGCUUCUUGGUUACACAGCAGAGACCUGAAGCUGGGAGUCUACAUCACACCCGGUGUUCCUUGUGUUGCACACAACCAGACUAUUGUUGGUACCAAGAUCAAGGUUGGCGAUAUCCUCAACGGCAACAACGACCAGAUCAACUGCGACUUCGAUUUCAGCAAGAAUGGUGUUCAACAAUGGCAUGACUCAGUUGUCGCGCAGUGGGCUUCUUGGGGCGUGGAUAUGCUGAAGCUGGACUUUGUGACUCCUGGUAGCCCCUCAAACGGCGCCAAUCUCGCUUGCGACAGCUCUGCUGCCGUGAAGGCUUACCAGAAGGCCAUCGCGAAGUCGGGCAGGAAGAUCCGACUUGAUAUUUCAUGGAAACUUUGCCGCAAUGAGACCUGGCUGCCUGUAUGGAGCGACCUCGCCGAAUCGAUGAGAACCGACCAAGAUUUGGACAACUACGGCACCAACACGUUGAUGGCGUGGCAGGUCGGCCAGCGUGCUAUUGAAAACUACCGCCAGUACAUCGGUCUACAGGCGCAGCGUGAUGUUCCCAUUACGAUUUACCCCGAUAUGGAUGCUCUAUUCACGGUCAACCCAGAGCACCUUGCCGGUGUCAACGAUUCUAUUAGAACCACUGUCCAGAACCACUGGCUUGGAGCUGCUGCCAACUUGGUCAUUGGCGGUGACAUGCAGCAAAUUGAUGCAUUGGGUAUUAAGCUGACUACCAGCAAGCAAUCCGUUGCUGCUGCCGACUUCUUUGCGCAGUAUCCCAUGCAGCCCCGUAACCCCGGAACCGGAAGCAACGCCGCCAAGCAGCUGCAGGCAUGGAUUGGCGGUCCUUCAAAGAACCACGAGGCUUACGUCCUUCUCGUUAACUAUGGACCGGACCUAGGCAACGGAGGCUUUGGAACGCAGCUGUACGGAUCUCAGAAGGUGACCGUGUCAUUGAAGGACCUUGGUAUUUCCGGCUCGACAUGGACGUUUACUGAUAUCUGGACUGGCAAGUCAACCAGAGUGACUAGAUCUUACUCUGUUUCCCUCACGGAGGGUGCUUCACAGCUUCUCCGCCUGACAAAGAGUCACUAG